AAAGAUUGUUUUAGUAAUCGAUUAAUCUUUCAAUCCAGAAUGUUCAAUUAACCUACCAUGCAUGUGGGAGGAAACCGGAGUACCCCGAGAAAACCCUCGCAGGAACGGGGGACAACAUGCAAACUCCUUGACUCACAUCAAAUAGUUCCAAAAUGCUGUAAAGAAAUAACAGCUUUUCUUUUCUCAUAUCAAUAUCAUAGAUUUUGGCAUUAUUUGUGCCAUUUGGUUACCUUUCGUCUAUCGGAGCAGUAACGCGGUUUAAAUAUUUUGCUCGCAUUACUGGGAAAGAUCUAAUUUUUGAAUGAUGCUCAACAUGUGCGUCUAAGUUCAUGGCAGCUAAAAAGAGUUGACAGGAUGCCGUCGUCAGCGGUGUGGGAAGACCUACCGAAAUACCGAUGCAUUUCCUCGUGCAGCUUCAGAACUCAGCUGAACAUGUCUGCUGUGUGCUUAGGUCUCGCGACCCUCCUGUGUUUGUUCUGCACGACUCCUGCCAAAACAGUGGAGAACAUCGAAGUGAUAAGGAGACCCCCCGGCGGAUCUGUGUCCAUCCAGUGCAGUCAUGUUCCACAGGGCGAAAUGCACAUGACUUUUUUCAAAGGCCUCAAGAAGGAUUUUCAAAUUCUUCACAUGAUGUCCCAAAAAACCACCACCGCAAAGGAGUUCAGCGGCAGACUCCGGGUGGAGGGAAUCUUCCCCAAUGUGGACGUGAUCAUCUCGAACCUGACCUCAGAAGACACGGGGUUGUACUUUUGUGACUACCAGUGGUAUGACGACGCAAGGUCAGAACAAAAGAGGGUAGACGACGAUAGUCCGGUGAUGCUGGUGGUUGAAGUCGUAGACGAGCAGCCGUGUGCUAACCCAAACCAGAAUAUUCUCCUGGUGAUUGUUGUGGUUUCGGCUGCUGUGCUGUUUGGAGUCUUCAUCGCCCUCCUCCUAUGGAUCAUACCCAAGAUCAAAAGAUGGCACGCCAAAUAUAGGCCACGGCGCACAGUCACCAAUGAUGUUUACGAGGAGAUGCGCGGAACACUGCGAGCUUAAGGACAUCCUGUAAAGGCCGGCCACCAAGCGAUGCAGCAACACCGCAUGCUUUGCAUGCAUGCGUGCCUCUGACUGAACCAGUCAGGUACACGAAAAACAACUCGACUGUGCUAUGCAAUUAUUUUGUUUUCAAAGAUGUCAACAUCCAUUAGAAUGUAGUCGCUAAUGAUACAUGUCCAUAUGUGCGAGUACGAGGCAUGUAUGCGCAGCGGACACUUUAUUCGGAACAGAAUAGAAUAAGAUCCGAUGUACCAGUUUAAAAUAGAGCAUUGCUAUCUUUUAUCGAGGUAGAAUUUUAGAAAUAUCUGAUAUUAGAUUAGGCAGCUGUACCUAAUGUAUCCGGUCACAUGCAUUUGUAUAUUGCAGAAUGGCGUGAUUAAGGCUUAAACGAGAGAAUUUUCUUCCGAUGUCAAUCAAAUGACAUCUAUUCGCUGUAUGUGAGAAAACAACGACUGACUAAUUGCAAUCUAUUUUUACAG
Molecule: messenger RNA, 1517 nt
Organism: Hippocampus comes (tiger tail seahorse)
Lineage: Eukaryota; Metazoa; Chordata; Actinopteri; Syngnathiformes; Syngnathidae
Exons: 4
Coding region: 355-1038 (227 amino acids)
Biological process (GO): adaptive immune response
Cellular component (GO): membrane
Molecular function (GO): signaling receptor activity
Source: RefSeq, a predicted model, not a curated record